This is a messenger RNA of Humulus lupulus (European hop), 1938 nucleotides long. RefSeq names its product probable fatty acyl-CoA reductase 4. Lineage: Eukaryota; Viridiplantae; Streptophyta; Magnoliopsida; Rosales; Cannabaceae. The transcript is spliced from 10 exons. The record is from RefSeq and is a predicted model, not a curated record. Gene Ontology annotation, biological process: suberin biosynthetic process; long-chain fatty-acyl-CoA metabolic process. Bases 86 to 1582 code for a protein of 498 amino acids. Gene Ontology annotation, cellular component: intracellular membrane-bounded organelle. Gene Ontology annotation, molecular function: alcohol-forming very long-chain fatty acyl-CoA reductase (NADP+) activity.
UAAAUAGUAUAAACGUUAGACCUAAUUGGCCAAGAAAUCAUCUCAUCGAUCAGUUGUUCAUUUUGCUUUUUCAAGGAGAACGGAGAUGGAAAACAUACAACAUUUUCUAGAGAGUAAAACUAUCUUGGUCACCGGAUCCACUGGCUUUCUUGGAAAACUUCUUGUGGAGAAAAUAUUGAGGAUUCAACCAAAUGUGAAGAAAUUCUAUCUUCUUUUAAGAGCUCCAGAUGGCGACUCAGCAAUGCAACGCAUGCAAUCUGAGGUCGUAGGAAAGGAGUUGUUCAAGGAUGUUAGGAAAAAAUGGGGAAAAGACUUCGAUUCUUUUAUAUCAGAAAAGUUGAUUCCAGUCCCUGGAGAUGUUAGUAGCCAAAACUUGGGAGUCGAAGAAGUAAAUCUCAGGGAAGAGAUGUGGAAAGAUAUAGAUAUUAUCGUCAAUUCUGCUGCAACAACGGACUUCUACGAAAGAUAUGAUACCGCUCUGAAUAUCAAUUCAAUGGGAGUUCUGAAUGUUGUGAAAUUUGCCAUGAAAUGUGUCAAGCUAAAGAUGCUUCUCCACGUAUCAACCGCUUAUGUUUGUGGGGAAGGAGAGGGAGUGAUAGUAGAGAGAGAAUUAUACCCAGGUCAAACUUUAAGAGCAACAUCCUCCAAAUUAGAUUUUGAAAUAGAGAUGAAGUUGGCUGCUCAAAAAUUGGAUGACUUGAGGGCACAAGGUAUUUCAGAAGCACUUAUUGCGUCAGACAUGAAGGAUUUUGGUAUUCAAAGGGCAAAAAAAUUUGGUUGGCCUAAUACUUAUGUAUUUACUAAGGCCAUGGGAGAAAUGUGCAUUGGACAAUAUAAAGAUAGCUUGCCAACUGUUAUUAUUCGUCCUACAAUGAUUACCAGCACUUACAAUGAACCUUUUCCUGGUUGGAUUGAAGGUUUGAGGACUAUUGAUAGUGUAGUUGUUGGCCACGGUAAAGGGAAGAUAACAUGUUUUCUGGCCGAUCCAGCAUGUAUAAUGGACAUGAUACCGGGUGAUAUGUUGAUAAAUGCAAUGAUAGUAGCUAUGGUUGCUCAUGCAAAUCAAUGCUUUAGUAAAUCAACGAAAAACAAUAAUAUUUACCACGUGGGGUCUUCCCUCAGAAAUCCAAUAAGUUUCUCUAUGCUUCACCAGUUUAGCUACUCGUACUUUACUAAAAAUCCUUUGAUAUCCAUGGACGGAAAACCAAUCAAAAUUACCAAGGGUACAGUAUUGUCUAAUAUGCCCACUUUCCGAAUCUACAUGCUUAUACGCUACCUUCUACCUCUACAGAUGCUGCAAUUGUUGAGCAAAGCCUUUCCCUCGUCUUUUCGAGAUUUGUAUGUCAACAGUAUGCGAAAAUUCAAUUUGGUAACGCGUUUGGUGCAACUUUACAAACCAUAUGUUCUAUUCAAGGGCAUCUUUGAUGACACUAAUUCAGAGAGGCUUCGAGAAAAAGCAAGGGAGAUUUUUAAUUAUGUGGAAGUGGAUUUAUUCAACUUCGAUCCAAAGUGCAUUGAUUGGAAAGACUACCUCAUCAAUAUUCACUUUCCUGGAGUCAAGAAAUUCGUCAUCAAAAAAUAAAUAUCAUAUUCUUUUUUCUUUUUCUUUUUUUGUGUGUGGCAAAAUAAUUCAUUUACUUAUUUUAAUUUUACAUUCUGAGAUGCAAUAUAUUCUAUACUAGCUAAUAGUGUGCUCUUUGCUAGAUCAAUUCAAAUGAUCCCAUUUAUAUAUUCUGUUAUUAUGACAUUAAAUGUUAUUAUGACAUUUAUAUACAAAAGGAAGUGUCUCUUCACUUAAUUAGUUCUUGUCUACCAAGCUUUCUUGCUUGAUCCUGUAAUCGGCUAAUUAUGCCUCCCUUCCUUUUGUAUGCCCAAUUUAUAAGCAUUUUUCCUGGGAAAAUACUCUAAUUAAUUAUUAUUAGCUCCAUUAUUGUCACA